Messenger RNA from Cajanus cajan (pigeon pea), 1638 nucleotides. The record is from RefSeq and is a predicted model, not a curated record. NCBI's taxonomy places the organism in Eukaryota, Viridiplantae, Streptophyta, Magnoliopsida, Fabales, Fabaceae.
ACAUCAUAUUUCAUGCCAUGCCUCGCAAUUAUCAAUUGCCAAUUCAAAUAAAUGAUGUCAACUACUUUCCAACAACAAUCACUACAAAAUAUCAUUCCACUGAAAUUCUUAUCCACUCAUUUUCAUCUCUCUUGUCCAGAACCAAAAUCACCUCCAAGCUUUUCUCCAUUCUAGCUCUCAUUUCUGCACAUGGCUGAGGCUUUACUAGGAAUUGUCAUUGAAAACUUGCGAUCUUUUGUCGAACAAGAUCUUGCAACGUAUUGGGGCGUUGACCAACAGAUGCAGAAGCUUUCCAGUCACAUGACUGCAAUCCGUGGUGUCCUCAAAGAUGCGGAGAAAAGGCAAAUAACAAGUGAAGCCAUGAGGGAUUGGGUGCAGAAACUCACAGAUGCAGCAUAUGUGUUGGAGGAUAUCUUGGAUGAAUGUUCAAUACAAUCCAAAAAGGUGCUGUGCGGUGUACAAAAUUCAUGCUUAACCCGUUUCCAUCCUAAGGACAUUCUCUUUCGUUCUGAUAUAGGCAAGAGGAUGAAAGACAUUGACCAAAGAUUUCAUGACAUUCAUGAAGAAAGGAGCAUGUUUCAACUAGCCGCUAGUGUCACAGAGAAGCAAGGGGAGGAUGAUGAUAAAUGGCGCCAAACUAGCUCUGUCAUUAUUGAACCAGAAGUAUACGGUAGAGACCAAGAUAGAGAGCAAAUCGUGAAGUUUCUUCUGGAACAUGCUAGUGACAGUGAACAACUCUCUGUCUAUCCCAUAGUUGGUAUGGCUGGACUUGGCAAAACAACACUUGUUAAACAGGUCUUCAAUGAUGAUGAGGUAAGCAAACAAUUUGACUUGACCGUUUGGGUUUAUGUUUCUAAUGAUUUCAAUGUGGAGAGAAUAUUGCAAUCCAUCAUAGAAUCUACCACCAAACAAAACCCCGACCGCAAAACUUUAGAAGCAAAGCAUAAAGAGGUUCAAGAAGUGUUGCAGAGUAAGAGGUAUUUACUUGUUCUUGAUGAUGUGUGGAAUGAAGACAAAGAGAAAUGGAAGGAGUUGAAGGGGACCUUUCAGUGUGCAAGGGGAAUAAAGGGUGCUACCGUUCUGGUCACUACGCGACUUGAGAAAGUUGCGUCCAUCAUGGAAACACACCCUGCUCAUCAUUUGAAAGGAUUAUCUGAAGAUGACAGUUGGUCAUUGUUCAAACAUCAUGCAUUUGGACCAAACAGAGAAGAGAGUGCAGAGCUUUUAGCAAUCGGCAAAGAGAUAGUGGAGAAAUGUGUUGGUUCACCUCUUGCAAUCAAAACACUAGGAAGCCUUUUGCACGAUAAAACUGAGGUAAGACAGUGGCAGAAUGUAAAGGAAAGUGAGUUUUGGAAAAUACGGGAGGAAAGUUCUAUUACAAGUGAGGAAAAUUCUAUCAUGCGUGCUUUGAAACUGAGUUAUUUUAACUUGGAGUUAUCAUUGAGGAGAUGCUUUUCUUUUUGUGCAAUUUUUCCUAAAGGUUUUGAAAUUGUUAAAGAGGAACUAAUUCAUCUUUGGAUGGCUAAUGGAUUUAUUAAAUCUGAAGAAAGUUUAGAAGUGGAGCAUGUUGGUAAUGAAGUGUGGAAAAAAUUAUACCGUAGAUCAUUUUUCCAAGAAGCAAAGACUGCCAAUAUGUAA